This is a messenger RNA of Wasmannia auropunctata (little fire ant), 1642 nucleotides long. RefSeq names its product transmembrane protein 205. Lineage: Eukaryota; Metazoa; Arthropoda; Insecta; Hymenoptera; Formicidae. The record is from RefSeq and is a predicted model, not a curated record. The transcript is spliced from 4 exons. The coding region runs from base 246 to 1178 and encodes 310 amino acids.
GGACAGCCGGCUUGACACGUUCAGUUCGCGGCACGAGACAGAGAUCGUCGGACGCACUCGAGGGUGGAAGGGGAGCCUCUAUCAUCUUGGUAGCAUUCGAAGAUCAGUCGUCUUCCGACUUGCGACGCGGGCACCAUCCAGCUCCAUCAGCGAGGACCAGAAGCAGAGGUCGAAAGAUAGCCGAGAGAAACUUGGAUCGUCGCUCGACUGUAUAUCGCAAAAAUAUAAAUCAGCAACGGAACGCUAUGUGUGUUCGCACGUUGGUGGGUAACGAAACGAGCGAGGCAGACGUGCUGGUCGUCGCUUCGAAGCAGAGCGACAAGAUGUCCCGUACCAAGGAAAAGUACAUGAGGAUUUACGAGGAGAUGCUGGAGAAGGAGGAGCUGCAGCGUCGACGGGAGCGCGCGGAGAACGCGCUCUACCUGCCCGAUCUGGCCGACGACGUCCUGGUCGCCAGCACCAAUCACUACAGCCUGAUCCUGAAGAAGCUGUCCACGUACUACGAGAUCAUGCGCCGCUCCAAGGCAUUUAAGAUCCUCUUUUACACGACGCAGCCCGCGCACGUAAUCACGAUCGCCGCAGUCUUGUUCGUCACGUCGGUACUCUUUCCAAUCAAGGGACGGGUACAGGCCUCUAAUCAUUCUUACUCACGAAUGAUGUCCUUCAUUUACCUCGCAUCCUUCGUCGUACACUUUGGCGCUCAAAUUUGGAUGACUUUCGUAUCAGGUCUGUCUUUGUACUUUGCACUGCCACGGCAUGCAUUCGGCGAAGUGCAGCGCGUCCUGUUUCCGAGAUACUUCACGAUUAACGCGUGUCUAAGUCUCAUUACGCUCCUCAUAUUUGUCAAGCAUCAUCCGACGCAUACAUGGGACUCCGAAAUUGCUGUUCAGGUUGGCGCAAUGUCCGGAGCCUUUUUCCUGGAGCUGCUGAUACGCCUCUACCUGACACCUCCGCUCCUCCAGCUGAUCGUGCAGAAGAACAAUUUCGAACGCGCGGCAGGCGUCGGCAAUGAGGUGGGCCGUCAUAAUCCUGGACCGCUCAAGAACUGUACGCAUUACAUGAAGAUCCAUCGAGCGUUCCGCCGAGUGCAUGUGUGCAUAGCCAUGGGAAACAUGCUCACUAUGGCGUGCACGGUACUCCAUCUCUAUUAUAUAGCGAGCAAGUUAUGUGCCUUGUAAGAAUAAUUAGUUUCCGAUCAUAAAAUUUAUAUGUACGUUCGUUCGUACUCAAUCGAGCUCAAAGAAGUCCUCGAAAAGAGUAUACACAGAAAAAGAGUUAGUCUUAAAUGAAGAAUAAAUAUUCUCAUAUGUAAGCAAGAAUAUUGCAAGUUUCAUAUAAAUGAUUUUUAUACAUGAAUCUCUUGAACUUUUUGAGUAAAAAAAAAGUAACACUUUCAUCAACACAAAUUCAUUCAAAUCAAGAUUAUAAAAUCUUCUAAGAUUUAUAUAAUAUUCUUCCUUACAUAAGAGAAUAUCUUUCUUUUCUGUGUAGAAUAUAGAAAAUAAUUUUCUAGAGAAAAGCGUUAGUAGUAGUACGUUAGUACAUGUCUCGUGGUAACGGAAGCCGAAACGCACCGGAAUAUUCAGACCUGUGGUGGUGCAAGAUGUGAUUUUCCCUGCCAUUAAAGUUACUUGGAACAAGA